AAAAAAAAACUUUAAAACGCAAAGCAAGCAGGGUGUGUGCUAACACAGCAAACGAAACGAGAAAAAUAUAAGAAAAUUGAUUGAGAACGUCAUCUAUUAUUUCAAGAACGUCAAAUAUCCGUACUGUUUUAAAUAAUAGAAAUAAAAAUACGAACAAAUUUCAAGUGAAAACGUGAAAAAAAGAUUUAGCAGCGAGCAAACAGCAUUUUAGGUGAGUUUUGACUGUGAGACUCUUCGACUCUGAGCAAGAUGGCAAAAGACUUUUACAAGAUUCUGGGCAUUGACAAGAAGGCCAAUGACGAUGAAAUCAAGAAGGCGUAUCGCAAAUUGGCACUGAAAUAUCAUCCGGACAAGAACAAGAGCCCGCAGGCGGAGGAGCGCUUCAAGGAGAUUGCCGAGGCCUACGAGGUGCUGUCGGACAAGAAGAAGCGCGACAUAUUCGACCAGUAUGGCGAGGAGGGGCUGAAGGGCGGCAUGCCCGGACCAGAUGGCAAGAGCCAGCCCGGCGGCGGCUUCGAGUAUCAGUUCCAUGGCGAUCCACGUGCCACAUUCGCCCAGUUCUUUGGCGCUGCGGAUCCGUUUGGCGUCUUCUUUGGCGGCGGCGACAACAUGUUCGGCGGCGUCGGUGGCGUGCCGGGAGGCAAUACAAACGAAGUCUUCCUGAACAUGGGCGCCGAGGAUAUGUUCGGUGGCUUCAACCCCAAUUCCGGGGCAUUCCGCUCCCAGUCAUUCAAUGCCCAGCCGCCGAGCCGGAAGCGCCAGCAGCAGCAGGAUCCGCCCAUUGAGCACGAUCUGUAUGUGACGCUGGAGGAGGUGGACAGAGGCUGCACCAAGAAGAUGAAGAUCUCGCGCAUGUCCAUGCACUCGGGCAAUGCGCGCAAGGAGGAGAAGGUGCUGAGCAUCACAGUGAAGCCGGGCUGGAAGGCGGGCACAAAGAUCACCUUCCCCAAGGAGGGCGAUCAGGCGCCCAACAAAGUGCCAGCCGACAUCAUUUUCAUCAUACGCGACAAGCCGCACGCACAGUUCAAGCGCGAGGGCAGCGAUCUGCGUUACACCGCUCAGGUCAGCCUCAAGCAGGCGCUGUGCGGCGCGGCAGUGAGCGUGCCAACGCUGCAGGGCGAACGCAUACCCGUGAAUCAGGCAAACGAAAUCAUUAAACCCACCACCACGCGACGCAUCAAUGGCCGCGGCCUGCCCUUCCCCAAGGAACCUUCGAGACGCGGCGACCUGAUAGUUGCCUUUGACAUCAAGUUCCCCGACAAACUGCCGCCCAGCCUGACCAGCCAGCUGGCGGAGAUGCUGCCAAAUUAGACGGGGAAUCGUUGAUGGGGUUAGGGCGGGACUACCAAUUCGUUAUUAAUUUAGUUAAGGUCUAAAUUUAGUUUGUAUUAUGUAAAUGUAAGAGACACUUGUAAGCCGCCCGCUUCGAUGUAGCUUGGCGCGGUAAAUAGAAUUGGAUUGUGUACGGUGUGCCAGGGCAAACCAAACAGCUGUAGAUAAAUAUUUAUGUGUAGCAGAAAGCAGAAAACAGAAAGUAGCAGGCGCUAAAUAUUUGCGAUAAGAUAAGAAAAGCAACAA
Drosophila subobscura is the source of this 1578-nucleotide messenger RNA. RefSeq names its product dnaJ protein homolog 1 (gene DnaJ-1). The transcript is spliced from 2 exons. Gene Ontology annotation, cellular component: cytosol. The record is from RefSeq and is a predicted model, not a curated record. Gene Ontology annotation, biological process: negative regulation of transcription by RNA polymerase II. Bases 250 to 1311 code for a protein of 353 amino acids. Gene Ontology annotation, molecular function: protein-folding chaperone binding. Lineage: Eukaryota; Metazoa; Arthropoda; Insecta; Diptera; Drosophilidae.